UCUCAGGAUGGUUGCCUUAUAUCUGACGAUUGCUUCUCUCCUAGUGCCUGACGUAGUCUUUACUUCUGCCGUCUCAGGAAGGGGAAACCAGCAGGUUUACGGCGUGCUCAAGAACGGGAAUCGGUGUGUCUGCAAAGUGGAAUUUUCUGACUGGGAGUUUCCAGUUGAAAGAUUCUAUGAGCUGCAAGACUUUUCACAGAACUGUUCCAGCUUACUGCAAGAGAGGUUAUCAGAGAUAACAUUUAUCGAGUCCAAGAUCCAAGCGUUCAUUGAAGAAAUACGGAAUGAGACUGCUCGAAUUAACCAGUUCGACACAGUGCAGAAACAGAGCCUCUACCACCCACUGAACUUCUGGCCCCUUCGUUGGGAAUUGAAGAACAUGAAGUCAGAGUUGGAGAAGAUUCCUUCACCAAAUACUGAGGCACUUCAAAAGGUCACCUCCGAGCUGGAUGAUUCCCAUCGUAGUGUGCUGAGGUUACAGCAGUAUGACAAACAGAACUUAUUGAACAUGAAAGACCUCUUGAAGAAAAUGAAGAACCAAGUAGAAAGCUCUUCUGUUUACGGCAAAUUAAAAAUUGGUAAUUGUACUAAAGGAAUUUUACGUAAUAUCAGCAGACCUUUAGUAGCACAAAUCAACCCAUAUGGUUCAUCAUACCCUUAUGGAGCAUGGGGCAUGGAUUCAAUGCUUGGAAGUCCAAAAUUGUACUGGAUUGUGGCACUACUUUCUUCCAAUAUUUAUGGAAAUACAGUACGAACUUACUCUUCUUACACAGACUUCCUCAUGUUGAAUAGUCAUAUAGAUUUUACGGUGACAUCAUCAUACACCACGACCAAUUCGAUCCAGGGUCCAGGUGUUGUGGUUUAUAAUGGGUCUUUGUAUUAUAACUGUUAUAAAUCUGGAGAAAUUUGCAAAUUUAACCUUAACACAAAGGUUAUAACUAAUGUGAACCUUCCUAAUGCUGGCCAUUCAAACAAAUUCCCGUACUGUUAUUACAAUUGUUAUGGCUACACAGACAUAGAUUUCUCGGUGGAUGAAAAUGGGAUCUGGGUUAUUUAUGCCACUGAAGAGAAUUAUGGCAACAUUGUACUGAGUAAAAUAAGCAGCAUUAAUAUGACUGUGUUGCAGACCUGGAAAACAAAGCUCUUUAAGAAAUCAACAACUAAUGCCUUUAUGAUCUGUGGGGUGCUUUAUGCCACUCGAUAUAUCAAUGUAAAUGAAGAGGAAAUAUUUUACAUGUUUGACACCAUCACUAAUCAAGAGGCCAAAAAUCUUAAUAUCCGUUUUGUCAAAUACUCUCCAAAUGUGGCAAGCCUUCAUUAUAACCCAGUAGAUAGGAAGCUCUACCUUUAUAAUGAAGGCUACAUGAUAGCCUAUAGUAUCUUGUUUUCCUAAACAAUUUUAUUGCAGGAUAUUUACUAGAUCAAAGAUUUUAUGGCAUUAAAAUAUAACUACUAUAACUUCACUUAAGAAUUUUAAAAUGUCCUAGGUCACCUGAAAGCUCAAAUAACAGUUCGUUACAAAACCAAGAGCCAGAAUAUUAAAACUUCAUAUUAAAAAUAGAAAAUGAUCUUAAUAUCCAGCAGGUCAAGAAGCAUUUAUGGUGAGAAAAAUAUUAUUGACAUUUCAUGUAGAUGAACUUUAAUCGGAAUCUGUCUGCAUUGAUGCUGUCCGACCUCCUGAGCAUUUAUAACAUUUUCUGUUUUUGCUUUUUUUUUGCAUUUUCCAUUUGCUUUUUAUAAUGGGUACAGCUGUGGUAAAUAUGAGAGAGAAAAUAAAUCAGGACUUUUAAAUUGAUGACUUCUUUGGAUUUAAUGUAUUCUCCAGCUUUUGCAAUGGCGAUGGAUUCUGAAAUAAACCAUUUGCACUUAUUCAGUGCAUCAAGACACAUUAUAAAGGAAUCAUUUUGGAAAGUACUUACUAACUUUUGCAAUGCAACAGAAAGAGCAGUAUUCCUUUACAUUUAUGCACAAGUGUUAAAAGUUCUGAAAGAUAUUUUAAACUGGAGUCUAUGCACCGAAACUGAAUUCAUAAUGUUAAGAGAUUUUCAGCUACACUUUAACACCACGAUUGUGUGAGCAUUAGGCUGGACAUAGAGAGAAAAAGGUAGUUCAACAAAAUAAAGCACACGCAGUAGCAGGGGAGAGUCACAAUUUAAUACUGAUCCUAAACUAAGUUGAAGGGGAACAUGAUUUAUCUCUGUAAACAACAGCAUUUGAUUACAAGAUGUAAUUUGUUAUGUCAGCAAUGAUAAGUUCCUCACAAGUCACAUUUCAAAGAGCAGAAUGUAAAAAUUAAAUAUUGCUUAAUUAUUAUUGUCUUGCUUAUUUGUAUCUCUAAAAUGAGGCCUCUUGAAAAAAGCAUGUAUUUAUAUUUGUUAAUGAGAUGGUUCACACAGCACAUUGAAAUGAUCUGCAUUGUUUCGUAUGAACUGAGGCCUGCAUCUUUGAAUACUUUGCUUUAUUGUGACUGAAUAAAAUGUUUUAUUAUAUCUAAUUGU
Hypanus sabinus (Atlantic stingray) is the source of this 2498-nucleotide messenger RNA. RefSeq names its product olfactomedin-4. The record is from RefSeq and is a predicted model, not a curated record. Gene Ontology annotation, molecular function: phosphatidylinositol-4,5-bisphosphate phospholipase C activity. Lineage: Eukaryota; Metazoa; Chordata; Chondrichthyes; Myliobatiformes; Dasyatidae. The transcript has 5 exons. Gene Ontology annotation, biological process: lipid metabolic process; intracellular signal transduction. The coding region runs from base 8 to 1393 and encodes 461 amino acids.